Messenger RNA from Oxyura jamaicensis (ruddy duck), 1520 nucleotides. It is a transcript of the gene MLLT11, whose product is annotated as MLLT11 transcription factor 7 cofactor. Gene Ontology annotation, cellular component: nucleoplasm; cytosol. Gene Ontology annotation, biological process: apoptotic signaling pathway; positive regulation of DNA-templated transcription; positive regulation of release of cytochrome c from mitochondria. The coding region runs from base 369 to 638 and encodes 89 amino acids. NCBI's taxonomy places the organism in Eukaryota, Metazoa, Chordata, Aves, Anseriformes, Anatidae. The transcript has 2 exons. The record is from RefSeq and is a predicted model, not a curated record.
GGACGGCUGGGGGCUGGAAACGGGGGCGCUGCCCCCCCCCAGGCUGUGAGCUGGUGGCCAUGGGGUGAGGCAGGCUGGGCCAUGGCAGGUGGGCCAUCUCCCCUCCGCACGCCCAGCGUAUCCCCAGCCGCCUCCCACGCCUCCGCCACCGCCUCCGCGUCCUCCCCUCCGCGCCUGCCUGCCCGUCCAUCCCGGCACGGGUGGGGGCUGCUGACUCAUCUGCCCACAGCCCCCCCACGGCGGGCGCUGCGAGGGGCUGCAUUGCAGACCCAGACGCGCCAGCAGACAAAAGCGACGCUGCGGUGCGGUGCGGCUGUCGGCACAAAGAGCUGCCGGCCUCCAGCCCUCCUUCCCUCCGCAGCCUGACGAUGCUGGACACCAUCAGCAACCAGUACGACUCCUUCAUCUACUGGAGGAUGCCGAUCCCGCGGCUGGAGCUGGCGGAGCUGGAGGGGCUGGGGCUGGGCGAGGGGCCCCUCUACACGCCCCGCACCGGGCUGGCCAAGCUCCCGGGGCCGCGGGAGGCAGCUGCCCAGGGCAGCUCUGCCGAAGAGGACAGCCUGCUGCCCUUCAACAGCUUCAACUUCUGGAGAGCACCCAUCGCCAGCAUCAGCUCCUUCGAUUUCGACCUCAUCUGACAGCCUCCCCUCUCCCCCCUCCCCUCCUCCCCGCUAGGCAUGCCAGGGUUUGGUUUUGUUGGUUCUGUACGGUGUCGUUUUUUUGUCUCUGGGCGCUUUUCAGCGUUGCAAUUGAACCCCACAGCUCGCCCCGGCCCUGCUGGCGGGUGGUGGCAUCCUCUCUGCCAAGCUCCAGCCUCGCCUCGUGCCUCCUCACUCCACUCCUUCCUUCGGGAAGCAUCGCAGCGGAGCAAGCCUGGGGCAAGCAGGAACCACUGCGUGGCUUCCAGCAGGAGCCCGGCCCUAAUGCCGGGUCAUCUUUGAGGUCAGCUUUCACAUGCCUCCUCCGUGGGCCCAGGUUUAUUCCUCAGUGCAAUCUUUUAGUGGGGAAAAAAAAAUCACCAAUCUUGAAUCACUUCAGCUUUUACACAUUUUUUUUCCAAGAUUGUUCUCUGGGAGAGCUAACGUGAGAGCUCUGUCUUUUUGGAUGUGCUUUUGGGGUUUGAUGUGGUUCCAUGGGGCGUUUUGUGAAACUGUAGCGGAUCCUGGUGAAGUAGUGAUGUGGAACAUCCCAAAAUUGUCUUAAGAGUUCAGGGGCAGGUGGCCAGAGGCAGCCUGAGCGCUGAAAAGGCUCCAAAAAGAGGCAAAUAUUGGCAAAAUCAUGCUCUCCAUUAUGACAGUGGACAGCAGGUCUCCGGUCACUUCCAGGAAUUACCCAUCCUGCUGGCAGAGGUGAAAAACGUAAACUCCCCUGCACAAAGCUGUUUGAUUUCUGUGCCCCAAGCUGUGAAAACCACAGGAGAGGUAUUUAAAAUAAAAUGGUUUAAAAGCAUACACAGUCCUGCGGGCACUUCAAAACCCAGCUAGGCUGGAAUCGAGUUUUUUUCAGUAAUUUGCCAUUAA